AUGGUCCAUUUCUUAAGUAAUCUCCUGCUGGUGUAUCCAAACACCCCUGAGGACCCAGCGGAGUUCGGCCUGGACGUGGCGCGGACGGGCGUCGUGGACGUGGAGCCGCACAAGUCCCUCUUGUCCGGCAAGGCCGCCGUCCGCCGCGCCACCGAGGCCGUGGGCAUCCCAUACACCUACGCCGUCGCCGGGUACUUGGCAGCCCUCGCGCUCCCCUCCAUCGGGAUCGGGCAGGGAGAGGACAAGGCCGUCAUCCUCGGCGACGGCGACACCAGAGUGCCGUUCGUGGACGAGGGGGACAUCGCGACGAACACGGUGCUGGCCGCCGGCAACCCGCGCGCCGAGAACAAGACGCUGCACAUCAGGCCGCCGGCCAACACGCUGUCGCGCGACGAGCUUCUGUCGCUGUGGGAGAAGAAGACCGGCAAGGCGUUGCAGCGGGAGUACAUCCCCGUGGACGCCGUGCUCAAGCAGACCCAAGAAGCUGAAGAGGCGGCGAUGCCGCUGAACAUGAUCUUGGCGAUCGGGCACGCGGCGUACGUGAAGGGGGAGGAGGAGGCCGGCUUCGAGAUCGACCCGGCCAAGGGGGUGGACGCAAGCGAGCUGUACCCGGACGUUAAGUACACCACCGUCGACGAGUACCUCAACAGGUUCCUCUGAAGGACGAGACGAGAACAAUAUGCACCUUGUAAUUUUCAUCAUUUUUGGUAAUUUAAAUUGUCAAGGAUUGGUGAUCUAAGUCGACAAGGAAUGAUGUGUCAAUAUAAGAUCACGAUCAAUAGUAAGAUGCGUCAAGAACCGGAAUAGCACGCGGGCGAUUUAUACAGG
Molecule: messenger RNA, 828 nt
Organism: Setaria italica (foxtail millet)
Lineage: Eukaryota; Viridiplantae; Streptophyta; Magnoliopsida; Poales; Poaceae
Product: isoflavone reductase homolog IRL
Exons: 3
Coding region: 1-660 (219 amino acids)
Source: RefSeq, a predicted model, not a curated record